Messenger RNA from Clupea harengus (Atlantic herring), 2818 nucleotides. RefSeq names its product protocadherin beta-16-like. Lineage: Eukaryota; Metazoa; Chordata; Actinopteri; Clupeiformes; Clupeidae. Gene Ontology annotation, cellular component: plasma membrane. The record is from RefSeq and is a predicted model, not a curated record. Gene Ontology annotation, biological process: homophilic cell-cell adhesion. Gene Ontology annotation, molecular function: calcium ion binding.
UGCUGUGUUAAAAUGUUAGUGCAAUCUAACAGUGUAGUUCUAUUGGUUAGGCUCAGAGGGCCGCUGUUGGCCAACAGUAUGUUACUGAUGAACAUAGACCAUCCUACAAAUUGUACCUCCCCAUCAUUCUUACAUGACCAGUGUAAAAGAAACGAGCAAAACGAAGCUGUAACCUUACGCUGCAUGUUCAACCUAUACGGGAGAUAAAUACACCUUACUUUCCGAGCAACAAGCAUGACUCGUCAUAAUUUCUCUUGGAUUGCAUUGUUUAUACCGUCUCCGACUGGAUUUUUUUCGACAAGAAGAACAGCACGGCAAGUCCUAUUGUUCAUGUCGCUCAUCUCACUAAGCUCAGUGUACGGACAAGUCAGCUACUCCAUCGCCGAGGAGAUGGCUAAAGGCUCUGUUGUCGGUAAUAUAGCACAGGAUUUGGGAUUGGACGUGAAAAGACUUAAAUCAGGUAAAGCUCGUAUUUAUACGACAGAUAGCACAGAGUACAUCGAGCUGAAUAGAGAAAGGGGAAUCCUCGUCAUCAAAGAGAGAAUAGAUCGAGAGGCAUUAUGCGGACAGACUACGCCUUGCGCUCUUCACUUCCAGAUUAUUCUGGAGAAUCCAAUGGAAUUGUACAGAGUAACAGUAGAGAUCACCGACGUAAAUGAUAAUGCUCCCACUUUUAAAAACAACGAAAAACGUUUUGAGAUAAGUGAAUCGGCUGUGAUAGGAUCAAAAUUUGUUUUAGACAAAGCAAUGGAUCUCGACAUUGGUAUCAAUGGUCUGCAAAGUUAUACAUUAAAACCAACGGAUAACUUUAUGUUGAAACUGCAUAGCCAGGGUGAUGGGAGUAAAAAGGUAGAAAUGGUUUUACAGAAACCUCUUGAUAGAGAGAAAGAAGAGAACAUGUCACUCCUGCUGACAGCUAUGGAUGGUGGUGAGCCCCUUAUGUCGGGAACAGUUCAGAUAUACAUCACCGUGUUAGAUGCUAAUGACAAUGCUCCUGUUUUUACCAAGGCUGUCUAUAAGAGCGUAAUACCUGAAAAUUCCAAGAAAGGAACAUUAGUGACUUCGGUCAGUGCGUCCGAUGCAGAUAAAGGGAGCAAUGGAGAAGUAAGCUAUUUAAUUUCAAACAGUCUCGACGGCGUGUCUGAGUUGUUUUAUAUAGAGGAAAAUGGUGACAUUAUUUUGGUUGGGGAGCUAGACUACGAAGCAGCCAAAUAUUACCAGAUCGAUAUAGAAGCAGUUGAUAAUGGUGGAUUGUCAGACUCAAGUAAAAUAAUCGUGGAUGUAACUGACGUCAAUGAUAAUAGCCCAGUUAUUAAUGUUAUUUCGAAGUCCACUUCAAUUAACGAAGACUCCCCUGCAAACACAGUUGUAGCGAUGAUUAGUGUGGAUGAUCCAGAUUCUGAUACAAACGGAGAAGUGCAGUGCGGAAUGAAUACCAACAUUCAUUUUGCUAUCAGGUUAACAUCAAAUGGUUUCUACAGUAUAGUUACUGACAGUGCACUGGACCGCGAAACAGACUCCGUGUAUAAUAUUACUGUGACGUGCUCUGAUGAAGGUGUUCCGUCACUUUCCAGUAGUAUCACUCUCAGUUUACAUAUUACUGAUGUGAAUGAUAACGCACCUCUGUUUGAAAAGAGCUCAUAUGAAGCAUCUCUUGUUGAAAACAACUCUCCCGGUCUCUCUGUAUUUGUAGUUAGGGCCGUAGACGCAGACUGGAAGCAGAAUGCCCGUGUUUCCUAUAUAUUGGAUGAAAGUAUGAUUAAUGGAGUAGCCAUCUCUUCGUACGUUUCCGUCAAUGCUGACAGUGGAGUCAUACAUGCUGUGCGUUCUUUUGAUUACGAGCAGAUAAAAGACUUUCAGUUCCGUGUAAAGGCCCAGGAUGGAGGCUCUCCUCCAUUAACUAGCAAUGUUAGCGUUAAAAUAGUCAUACAAGAUCAAAACGACAACGCACCGCAGAUUCUGUAUCCUGUACAGACCAGUGGUUCUCUGGUAGCUGAAAUUGUGCCUCGGUCAGCAGAUGUGGGCUAUCUCGUCACCAAAGUGGUAGCUGUGGAUGUGGACUCUGGACAGAAUGCCUGGCUUUCAUAUAAACUUGUGAAAGCAACCGACAGAGCGCUGUUUGAAGUAGGCGCUCAGAAUGGAGAAGUAAGAACUAUUCGCCAAGUCACUGACAAGGAUGCCGUGAAACAAAAGUUGACUGUAAUAGUCGAGGACAACGGACAGCCCCCUCGUUCAGCUACAGUCAAUGUCAACGUAGCGGUUGCGGACAGUUUUCCUGAGAUGCUCUCGGAAUUUACAGACUUUACGCACGAUAAGGAAUAUAAUGACAAUCUUACAUUCUAUCUAGUUCUGGCACUGGCUGUAGUGUCUUUCCUAUUCAUAGUUUCUGUUAUAGCCAUACUGUCAGUCAAGUGCUACAGAUGGAGACGCGAUCGGAUGUUUUAUAAGUCGAAUGGACACCUUCCAGUAAUCCCAUAUUAUCCACCCCAUUACGCAGACGUGGGGGGAACAGGUACAUUGCAACACGUUUACAACUAUGAGGUGUGCCGCACCACUGACUCCAGAAAAAGUGAUCUGAAAUACAGCAGGCCCUCAAGUCAGAGCAUUAUUAGUCUGGAUACUAAUGGAACUCUGUCUCUACGGAAUGCGCACAGAGAGAAACUAGUCAUGGAAGACCCAGAUGAUCAGACGUAGGGGGCACAGGAACUCUACAACAUGUGUACAACUACGAGCAUUACAGGACAACGGACUCGCGAAAGAGCGAUGUGAAAUAUGGAGGCCCUUGUGGUCAGAGCAUCAUUAGUCUGGACACGAGUGG